Hylaeus anthracinus is the source of this 3476-nucleotide messenger RNA. RefSeq lists its product as uncharacterized. The coding region runs from base 450 to 2231 and encodes 593 amino acids. Gene Ontology annotation, biological process: fatty acid elongation, polyunsaturated fatty acid; fatty acid elongation, saturated fatty acid; fatty acid elongation, monounsaturated fatty acid. NCBI's taxonomy places the organism in Eukaryota, Metazoa, Arthropoda, Insecta, Hymenoptera, Colletidae. The transcript is spliced from 11 exons. The record is from RefSeq and is a predicted model, not a curated record. Gene Ontology annotation, cellular component: endoplasmic reticulum membrane. Gene Ontology annotation, molecular function: fatty acid elongase activity.
UGUCCGUCUUGGCGGCAUCAAGUUCUGCGGGGAGGUGGGCUAUAGCCCCGACGCAGCUCUAAUUAUAAUAUAAUAGCUGCCCGUUUUCACGACAGCAUUUUUGACGGGGGAAAGAAGCUUUGUCAGUCUGCUUUAAUUUCUCGCGGUGAUUGGUUGGAUCGGCGGUCUGUCGACGGAUGCGAUCGAUCCUGAGGGUCCUCGGAUCGAACAAGUUGAACGUGGAACGACAGGAGCCGUCCGUCCUCUUUCAUUUCUCUGAUUAUUUUUCUCGCAACGCGGACAAACGUCGAUGACGACGAGGGUAUUCAACGACUGACGACAAAAGUACCGGAGAACUCUGUUCGAUUCUCGAGAUCACCGUUCUCUGCGUGGAAAAUCGACCCAGGAGAAACUGCUAGUGUUGCGUGAAAGUUAGCUAGAGCACCGUCAGACUUCGAGUUUCGUUCAACAUGGCGUUGUUGAUACGUCGCAUCUGCGAGAUGUACCGCUACGUCAACGACGAACUCUCAGAUCCCAGGACGCAGGACUUCUUCCUGAUUGGAUCACCGUGGGCCUGUUUAGGUAUAAUAGGAUUCUACUUGUACUUCGUGCAUGAACUAGGGCCCAGACUCAUGGAGAAGAGAAAGCCUUUCAAACUCGACAGAGUCAUUCAGAUAUACAACAUGAUACAGAUAGUAUUUUGCGCAUACGUGCUAUACAAGGCGCUGAUACUGGCCUGGCUAUUUCAUUACAGCUUCUACUGCGAGCCAGUUGAUUAUUCCAAUGAUCCUCGGGCGCUCGAGAUAGCCAGAACGGUCUGGAUGUACUUCAUGGCGAAGAUGUUUGAUCUCGUGGACACCGUAUUCUUCGUCCUCCGAAAGAAACAGAACCAAGUAUCCUUCCUCCACGUCUACCACCACACGGGGAUGGCUUUUGGUACCUGGACGGCGACCAAGUUCAUGGCGGGAGGACACAUCACAUUUUUAGGUACGAUCAACUGUUUCGUUCACGUGGUGAUGUACAGCUACUACUUAGCGACGUCCUUCCGAAUAAGCAAACCCUGGUGGAAGAAGUACAUCACCCAGCUGCAGUUGACCCAGUUCUUUCUCAUAUUGGUGCACUUCAUACUACUGGCCUGGGUGGACGACUGCGGUUUCCCUAAAUGGGUGGCAGCCGUGCUCAUCCCCCAAAACCUCUUCAUGAUUGUCCUGUUCAGCGAUUUCUAUUACAAAGCCUACAUAAAAAAGCCCCGCCCCAAGGUCGCGCAAAAUGGUUUCUCGGCUGAAGGAUCGAACGGAAAUCUAAAGACAUUAGAGCUCUCGAUCACUGUGCUUUAUCAAUCUCCUUUAAUUAAGCUACGCUCGGCCCAAGUGCAUCGAUUCGUCAACGACCUUCAAUGCCUAAACAAUUCUUUUCAGAAUUCGUUCGAGUCAGUGUCCAGUAAAUUCAUCGACAUGACCAGCAUAAUUCGCGAGGUGGUGAACAAUUACGAGGAGUUCGCGGAGAUAACCAAAGAAAUUAACUUGGACUCGUGGACAAUGAUGUCGUCGCCUGGACCAAUGCUUUGCAUCGUAGCAUGCUACCUGGCGUUCGUCCUGAAAAUCGGCCCCAAAAUGAUGGAAAAGAGGCCGCCCUUCCAAGUGAAUUCCCUGCUGAUCGCCUACAAUGCAUUUCAAGUAGUCUUCAGCGUUUGGUUAACCCUUAAGGGAGUAGAUCCCAGAAUCUGGAAGGUAAUCAUAUCGCCUAAAUGCAACGCGGCUCAAACAUCCAAGGACAUAGAUCUCCAAACUGCGGUAGUGGCGACAGCUUACUGGUACUUCAUAGGAAAACUUACCGAGCUUUUGGACACGGUGUUCUUCGUCCUGCGGAAGAAGCAAAAUCAGGUCAGCUUUCUGCACGUUUAUCAUCACACGGUGCUCGUCGUCUUCGGCUGGGUGUACGUCAAGUAUUUACCAGGCGAGCAAGGCGCUAUGCUCGGUAUCUUGAAUUCCUUCGUCCACAUCGUCAUGUACACGUACUACUUGAUCGCUGCUCUGGGUGCAGAGUACAAGAAAUACUUGUGGUGGAAGAAGUACAUGACGUGCCUCCAACUGGUCCAAUUUGUCAUGAUGCUGUGCUAUCUGAUGAUGACCCUCGCGAUGGACUGCAAGGUCCCAAAGACCCUCACCUACUUCUUCAUGGCGAACGUGGUGCUCUUUCUUUACCUGUUCGGCGACUUUUACAGGAAGAGCUACACGAAAAAGAGCAUCUAAUGUAUACCUACAAUGACUUUAUCCAGGCGCGAACGUCUGCCGUAGCAAUCGUCUUUGAACGCACGUCGGAUGUCGAUCGCCUAACGGUGGAAAAAAGGAAAAGGUACGGAGACUGCACGGGCAGAAAUGGAAGUCGUAUCGAGGUCAGAGCGCGUCGGCAGACGGCGUCAAACCAAUUAGGGUGCCAGUAUCCGAAGGAUACGAAUUCAGAGUUCAAUCGGGGAAAUCGGUUUCACUGUUUCCGAGGCAAAGCCGCGCGAGGUAACGGGGCUCGAGCAGCAAUCUAGGCCAUUAGGUCCACGGUCGAUGCGUUGCUCGAAGAAGCGUCGAAGAAGUACGACGCACGUGCGGGAAGAGGUUGGCGACACCGGAGAAGCCUUGACCAAGUCUGAUCGCCGCAGGCUCUGGGUUUUGGUUCAACUGGGCUACGAUCCGAGAAAGAAAGCAAGCGAGAGGAGGCCGUGCCCCCUCAGACGUUGCCACGCACUCCCAGAGAAACGGUAACUGCUUUUUCUUUGAGCUACAAGACUGCUUCGACUUCGAGCAUACGGAUUCAUCUGGAAUUCCAACUGACCGUGACGCACCUACCUAGCCUUUGUACGCCAGAUUCUGUUUUCGAUGAAACAGCACGUGGUUGGAUCUGGAAACGUCGCCAUCGAAGCCUUCUUCCGUUUUGUCGCUGAAACAAUGAAUCGAACACAUAGCCGUUAAUUAAUCUCCCAAAGUUCUAUACGGAGCUGGAGAGAUUGCCUCCGACGAGGAAACAUCGCCUGUCAGGAGCGAAUUUCGAUGGAACUUUGCUCGAAUGACGAAUGGGUUUCCUUUUUCCUGGAGACUCGUGAAUUAUCAGAAAAAAUAGUCAAUAAUUUUUACCAUUGAAACUGGGUUCCAUUCAGAGGCAAUCCUUUCAGUUCCUCGAUAGAGGUACAUACAUAGUUUGCGUUCAGAUGGUCUCAGGGAGUUCUAUAAUCUCGGAAUUUCGAGAUAAUACACUGGGAAGGAUCGUGUCGCUCGACGUUAAAUAGGAUAAUUAUUCCAGGUAAAAACUCCAAGUAAAAAUACCAGGUAAAAAUCGGUCUCCAUACGAUCGAUCGCGUCGAUUCGCCCGAAAACAUUAUUGCGUCGACGAGAUUUUCUUGUUUUUGAGCGAACCAACGAGCUGUUUUAUCAAUGCAACACAUCUGUCGCGAUUGACGGCACUUAUCGUAAAUAAAAACGUUGCCGUCGAUCGUGAUACGUGAAUGG